UAACGUCCUGACUUCAGUCUGUUACUGGAGUUUUGAUGGUUGUUUAAACAAUGUAGAGAUUACCCGAAACUACACACUUACCUUUUGUAGACUCGCCACACCUUGGAAAGGGUCAAAGGUUAAUUUUUUUUUUUUUACUUCAGUGCCUCCAAAUGUAAAUAUGGAGGUCCAGCCCCUCCCUCAUCCCUCCUAUAAAACACCAGUAUCCUGGAGUCUGGAUCGGUUGCUGACAGACUUCCUGCCUCCGUCUGAUCUUUUCCUUCUCACUGACUGCAGUCAUGACCUUUGUCGCUCCUCCGGGGUAUCAACCCGUCUACAGCCCUACAAUUCCUUACCUGGGGCCCAUUUAUGGAGGACUGAGAGAAGGCUCGUCCAUUUACCUCCAGGGUUCAGUUCCUGAUAGCAUCACCAGGUUCGCUGUCAACCUGCUCUGUGGUCAGUACGAGUCCAGCGACAUCGCCCUCCACUUUAACCCCCGUUUCGACGGCCGGGACAGAGUGGUCUUCAACACCUGCCAGAAUGGAGCCUGGGGCUCCGAGGACAAGGUCCGCAGUAUGCCCUUCCGCAAGGGCAAGGGCUUUGAAAUGGUCAUCAUGGUCACUUCACAAGGUUACAAGAUCACGGUCAAUGGAAAAGACUUCCACACCUUUGAGCACCGGCUCCCCCUGCAGAGAGUGUGUGGCCUGCAGAUCGUAGGAGACGUUCACAUCCAGACCAUCAACAUCAUUGGGGGUGGAACAGGUGGAGGCAUGGGUGGAUACCCUGGUGAUGGCAUGGGGGGUGGAUACCCAGCAGGCCCAGGUGAUGGAAUGGGAGGGUGUUACCCAGGAGGUGACAUGGGGGGUGGAUGUCCAGGAGGUGACUUUGGGGGUGGAUACCCAGGGGGCAACAUGGGGGGAGGAUACCCAGGCUCACAGCUACCUGGCAUGGGAUCACAGCCAGUCUACAACCCCUCUCUUCCCUACAGUGACAUGAUCCCAGGAGGGAUGUCUUCGAAGAGGACACUCAUCAUCAGGGGCAUGGUUCCUUAUGGGGCAAAAAAAAUCUCCAUCAACUUCUUGGCCAGCCGAUCUGGAGACGUCGUUUUCCACAUGAACCCUCGAGUGCAGGAAGGGGUCGUGGUGAGGAACAGCCGGAUUGGAGGAAACUGGGGGACAGAGGAGCGAGAGAUGAACUUCAACCCCUUCACUGAGGGACAGUACUUUGAUAUAUCCGUCCGCUGUGGGAACCAGAGGUUUAAGGUGUUUGUGAACGGCCAGCACAUGUUCGACUUCUCCCACCGCUAUCGGUCCUUCAACGAGAUCGACAAGCUGGAGGUGAACGGCGACGUUCAGAUCUCCUACAUCCACAUCUGAUGUUCUGAUGUUCAGCUGCCGUGUUGAUUCAGCAGCAUGAAAAAUAAUAAAUCGUUACCUCAUCGACCAGAGUCACAUCAGUUCAACUGAAUGAAAUAAAAAUGUCAGUGAAACAACAGGUUUGAGGGAGACGGACAGUCACAAGGUCAAUCGUGAAUAAACGCAUUUAUUUCUUAUACAAAAUACUGUAAGACGUGUAUAAAAAAAUCAUCAGUUUACAAACACCAUAACAGUCACAACAUAUAAAGGCAGUUAUCGUACAGUUUUCUCUCAUUUCAUUACGCCAGGAGAAAAACGGGUCGCACAUACGUUUGAAACACAAAUACUGGCUCUGUGAAGGCACUUGUUGAAAAGUAAUGCAGAUUUU
Cynoglossus semilaevis (tongue sole) is the source of this 1722-nucleotide messenger RNA. RefSeq names its product galectin-4. NCBI's taxonomy places the organism in Eukaryota, Metazoa, Chordata, Actinopteri, Pleuronectiformes, Cynoglossidae. The record is from RefSeq and is a predicted model, not a curated record. Gene Ontology annotation, molecular function: carbohydrate binding. The coding region runs from base 279 to 1355 and encodes 358 amino acids. The transcript has 14 exons.